Gracilinanus agilis (Agile Gracile Mouse Opossum) is the source of this 2364-nucleotide messenger RNA. RefSeq names its product leucine rich repeat containing 8 VRAC subunit E (gene LRRC8E). NCBI's taxonomy places the organism in Eukaryota, Metazoa, Chordata, Mammalia, Didelphimorphia, Didelphidae. Gene Ontology annotation, molecular function: protein binding. The transcript has 2 exons. The coding region runs from base 1 to 2364 and encodes 787 amino acids. The record is from RefSeq and is a predicted model, not a curated record.
AUGAUCCCAGUAGCUGAAUUCAAGCAAUUCACGGAGCAGCAGCCAGCCUUCAAAGUGUUGAAGCCAUGGUGGGAUGUGCUAGCAGAAUACAUCACAGUGGCCAUGCUCAUGAUUGGGGUCUUUGGCUGUACCCUACAGGUGACUCAGGACAAGAUCAUUUGUCUGCCUAGCCACGUGCCCCGGGAGAAUCUGUCGGAGACCCCGUGCGGGGAGCUGCCCCGGGGAAUCUCGGGGGACGCGGAGGACCUUCGGGAGCUCAGCGGCCUCAAGAACAACCUGGACUUGCAGCAGUACAGCUUCAUCAACCAGCUGUGCUACGAGACGGCCCUCCACUGGUACGCCAAGUACUUCCCCUACCUCGUGGUCAUCCACACCCUCAUCUUCAUGGUGUGCACCAGCUUCUGGUUCAAGUUCCCUGGAACCAGCUCCAAGAUCGAGCACUUCAUCUCCAUCCUGGGCAAAUGCUUCGACUCGCCGUGGACCACGCGGGCGCUGUCGGAGGUGUCCGGCGAGAACCACAAGGGCGCCUCGGGACGGGUGCCGGCCGCGGCCGUCGCCGGGGCGGGGAAGCCGGGCGAGUCGGAGAAGGCGCCGCCGGAGCCCGAGAAGGUGGUGAUGGAGCCCCCGGCCGUCACGCUGCUGGACAAAAAGGAGGGGGAGCAGGCCAAGGCCCUGUUUGAGAAGGUCAAGAAGUUCCGCGUGCACGUGGAGGAGGGCGACAUCCUGUACAGCAUGUACAUCCGCCAGACGGUGCUCAAGGUGUGCAAGUUCCUGGCCAUCCUCGUCUACAACGUGGUCUACGUGGAGAAGAUCCGCUUCCUGGUGGCGUGCCGCGUGGAGACGGCCGAGGUGACGGGCUACGCCAGCUUCUGCUGCAACCACACCAAGGCGCACCUCUUCGCCAAGCUGGCCUUCUGCUACAUCUCCUUCGUGUGCGUGUACGGCCUCACCUGCCUCUACACGCUCUACUGGCUCUUCCACCGGCCGCUCAAGGAGUACUCCUUCUGCUCGGUGCGCGAGGAGACCGGCAUGGGCGACAUCCCCGACGUCCGCAACGACUUCGCCUUCAUGCUGCACCUCAUCGACCAGUACGACUCGCUCUACUCCAAGCGCUUCGCCGUCUUCCUGUCCGAGGUCAGCGAGAGCCGCCUCAAGCAGCUCAACCUCAACCACGAGUGGACGCCCGAGAAGCUGCGGCAGAAGCUCCAGCGCAACGGCCGGGGGCGGCUGGAGCUGGCGCUGUGCAUGCUGCCGGGGCUGCCCGACACGGCGUUCGAGCUCACCGAGACGGAGUCUCUCAAGCUGGAGGCCAUCUGCGACGUGACCUUCCCUCCCGGCCUCUCCCAGCUGGUCCACCUGGAGGAGCUCAGCCUGCUGCACUCGCCCGCCAAGCUGCCCUUCUCGUCCUUCGUCUUCCUGAGGGACAGGCUGAAGGUGGUGCGGGUCAAGUGCGAGGAGCUGCGCGAAGUGCCCCUGUGGGUGUUCGGGCUGCGGAGCCUGGAGGAGCUCCACCUGGAGGGCCUCUUCCCGCCGGAGCUGGCCCGGGCCGCCAACCUGGAGAGCCUCAAAGAGCUGAAGCUCCUCAAGUGCCUGUCCCUGAGAAGCAACGCGGGCAAGAUGCCCCCCAGCGUGACGGACGUGGCCGGCCACCUGCAGCGGCUCAGCCUCCACAACGACGGCGCCAGGCUGCUCACCCUCAACGGGCUCAAGAAGCUCACGGCGCUGCGGGAGCUCGAGCUGGUGGGCUGCGGCCUCGAGAGGAUCCCCCACGCCGUCUUCAGCCUGACGGCGCUCCAGGAGCUGGACCUGAAGGACAACCACCUGCGCUCCAUCGAGGAGAUCCUGAGCUUCCAGCACUGCCGCAAACUGGCCACCCUCAAGCUGUGGCACAACCAGAUCGCCUACGUCCCCGAGCACGUGCGCAAGCUCCGGAGCCUGGAGCAGCUCUACCUGAGCCACAACAAGCUGGAGAGCCUGCCGCCCCAGCUCUGCUUCUGCGCCGGCCUGCGCCUGCUCGACGUCUCCCACAACGGCCUGCGCGCCCUGCCCCCCGAGGUGGGCCUCCUCCAGAACCUGCAGCACCUCGCCGCCUCCUACAACGCCCUCGAGGGACUCCCCGACGAGCUCUUCUUCUGCCAGAAGCUGCGGACGCUGCUGCUGGGCUACAACCAUCUGAGCCAGCUCUCGCCCCGAGUGGCCGCUCUGCGGGCCCUCGGCCGCCUCGAACUCAAGGGCAACCGGCUGGAGGCUCUGCCCGAAGAACUGGGCAGCUGCGGGGGGCUCAAAAAAUCGGGGCUGCUGGUAGAGGAAGCCCUGUACGAGGGAUUGCCUGCCGAAGUGCGGGAGAAAAUGGAGGAGGAGUAA